Sceloporus undulatus (fence lizard) is the source of this 3452-nucleotide messenger RNA. It is a transcript of the gene HOXA5, whose product is annotated as homeobox A5. Lineage: Eukaryota; Metazoa; Chordata; Lepidosauria; Squamata; Phrynosomatidae. The record is from RefSeq and is a predicted model, not a curated record. The transcript is spliced from 2 exons. Gene Ontology annotation, biological process: anterior/posterior pattern specification; regulation of transcription by RNA polymerase II. The coding region runs from base 2013 to 2939 and encodes 308 amino acids. Gene Ontology annotation, cellular component: nucleus. Gene Ontology annotation, molecular function: RNA polymerase II cis-regulatory region sequence-specific DNA binding; DNA-binding transcription factor activity, RNA polymerase II-specific.
UUGGAAGGUACGGCUUCCAGAUACACAUAAAAGGCCAGUAACUUCAAAGGAAAACCUCCACCUCCUUUCUAGAUUCCUCCAGCUUUCUUAUUUAUGUCUCUGCUGCUAAGUCGGGAUAGAUGGGUGCUUAUUGUUCACCUCCUUUUCAUCCCAGACCAGAUCCCAUUUAUUCCCAAAUAUUUCAGCUGAUUUCGAGGGGACUUAUUUAAAUCAGUCGCCGUCAUGGCAACUUUAAGGCACUAAAAUGUUAAGGAUUGGGGGUAGGGGGUAUUUUAAAUAUAUGAUUUUAAAUAUAUAAUUAGGGACAAAAAUAUAAUUAGGGAGUGGGUUCUUCCCAACCCUCCCCCAAAUUAAAAAAAAAAAAAAAAAGGGAAGGGAAGGGGAAAUUUCACCAUGGAGAUAUAAUCUUUAUUUUGUUUGGCUGUUUAAAGAGAAUUUGAAGAGAGGUUGGCCAUUUACUGGGAAUAUUGCAAAGUAUUUGGAAAUUGGAAGGAGGUAUAUUUCCAGGCAGGCAGUGAAUAAGAGUCUAGAUUUUGUUUUUUACUUUUUACGGAGUUAUAAAGGUUUUCUCUGUACAUUGUUAAAUUCUUAGCCAGCCACAAUGCUUUUAAAAAUCUAAGGUAGUAAUGCAGCCAUUAGUGUCGGUUGUGUGAUAAAAAGGGACGAGAAGACCGCAUGGUGUGUGCUUUAUCCCCACCGUACAGUGCAAACCUAUGUUCGUAUACACAUAUAGGUGUCCGCUAUGUAUAUGUACAUGAUGUAUAUGUAUAUAUGGAAACAUGGAAAAACCUUUUAUUGAUGCUAUGAAAACUUGACCACUAGGGCGAUGGCUCUGAGUGUUAAUAAAAGCGAAAGAGUGACUAUUCUCAUCGUCCAAAAAGAUGAUUGCCACCUCAAAUCUGGGCAAACAAAAGGGUAGAGAAGAUAUCCUGGUGCCCCGCAUAAAAUGAUAACUGGAUUUAAAAAACAAAACAAGACAAAACAAAACAAAAACUGACUAAUACUGAAAAUCUCAAUGGGACAAGAAAUUUGAAAUCGGUACUGGUUUUAAAUACUUGCACGGUAUUUUAAACGUCUGGGAAAAUAAAUGCCACAGCAAUUGUGCCUAGAAUGGAUAGGAUUUAAUUCUCUCCACUGGUUUAAAGAAUCAUUAGCUUUCUCCCUCAUCUCAAGAAACCUUCCCCCCAUAUAUAUAUAUAUUAUUUUUCCUUUCUGGUUUAUUUUUAAAGGACAAAAUAAUAAUAAUAAUUUUUAUAAAGAGAAAAAAAAUCAGAUUUUUUUCCUUCCUCCUCCCCAACAAUUGUUAAGAGUGACUAUUUUCUUGCUGGUUUUCUGAUGGGGAGCCUCGAUAGCCCUUCACAAUUGCUACCUACUUAAUGGAACUGUGAGAGAGAUGCCAUAAUUUUUGCCAUAAUGGGCUGUAACCUCGAUUCGACCCCGGCGGCGGCAGCGGCGGCUCUCUUGCCGCAGCAGCAUCCCUGGGUCGGGCGGCGUGCAGUAGUUCCCGAUGGCCUCCAGAGGGUGGCGCUCGAGGCCGGCUGACACUCGGGAGCUGGGGCCGGGGGCGCGCAUGGUUGGGCGGGAACGCGCCUCCUCAUCCCCCCCUUUCCCCCCAUCCCUCCUGCAUCCACCCAGCUCCCCCCUCCCUCUCUUUCUAGUGCACGAGUUUACCUCUAGAGGUCAUCAGGCAGGAUUUACGACUGGACAACAAAAGCACGUGACACGAAGCCGUACCCCCAUAUUUGGGUGCCUACGUAGGAGGGAACCGAGUACAUGUCCCAGUCAUUUCCAUAAUUCAUCAUAAAUUGUGCAAAGGGUGCUUAUAGACGCACCAAAAAACGAAGCAACAGAGCCACAAAUCAAAAGAAAAAAAGCCCCCCGAUUCUUCCUCUCUUCCAAAAAAUAAAAAAAAAAAGAAGAAAGGAAAGAAAGGGGGGAAAACCCACCCUUCUCCCCAAUCCUCCCCCCCAAAAAACCCAAACCAACAACAACAACCAACCAACCAACAACAAAUGAGCUCCUAUUUUGUAAACUCCUUUUGCGGUCGCUAUCCCAAUGGCCCGGACUACCCGUUACACAAUUAUGGAGAUCCUAGUGCCGUGAGCGAGCAAUUCAGGGACUCGGCUGGCAUGCAUUCCGGCAGGUACGGCGGCGGAGGAGGCUACGGCUACAAUGGCAUGGAUCUCAGCGUCGGCCGCUCGGCUUCCAGCCACUUUGGAGGAACAGCAGCAGCAGGAGCAGCAACAACAGCAUCAGGAGCAGGACCAGGAGCAGCAACGGGGCCCGCCGAGAGGGUCCGCGGGAGCUACAGCACCACCAGCCCCGAGGCCAGGUAUGCCAACCGGGCAGCAGCCGCGACAGCCACCCACUCGCCUCACUCGCCCGACCCUCUGCCCUGCGUCGCCUCCUCGCCCGUGAAAAACCCCACCGGCGCUUCCUCCACUUCCAGCAACACCAACACCACCACCAGUACCACCAGCAACACCAGCAGCAGCGGAGGACCCUGCCCUGGCAACCCUCACCUAGGCAGAGAAGGGCUAGUGGGCACCUCGCCUGGCAUCACUGAAGAGGACCCUCCGGCCGGCAGCGAGCAAGCCGGCUCCCAAGCGAACGACCAAAGCCCAGCCCAGCCGCAACCUCCACAGCCCCAGAUCUACCCCUGGAUGAGAAAGCUCCACAUAAGCCAUGACAACAUAGGGGGUCCGGAAGGGAAAAGGGCUCGGACUGCUUACACCCGCUACCAGACGCUGGAGCUGGAGAAAGAGUUUCACUUCAAUAGAUACCUGACCCGCAGGAGGAGGAUUGAAAUAGCACAUGCUCUUUGCCUCUCAGAGAGACAGAUCAAGAUCUGGUUCCAAAACAGGCGCAUGAAAUGGAAAAAGGAUAACAAGCUGAAGAGCAUGAGCAUGGCAGCCGCAGGAGGAGCCUUUCGGCCCUGAAGAGGAAACCCCAACCCUGCUCCUUCCUUCCUUCCUUCUUCCCAGGAAACCAACACCAACACCAACACCAUCACAACAACAACAACAACAACAAAACACAAAAAAUCCCAGAAACAAGUACUGAGCAGUAUUAUAUGAGCUGACUCUGCGUGGAAUGUCAGUUGUCUGUCUGUCUGUCUCUCUCUCUGCCUUCCUCUCUCUCUUCCUCGCCUUCUCUCUUCCUCUCUCCCUUUCUUCCUCUCUUUCUGCCUUUCUCCAACUUCCCUGGGAGAAGGGAAGACGCUCUCUAGUAUUACAUCUUUCAAUCAUGAGCCUGUUUUAAUUGAGCGCGUGCUUAGUAGAUCUGCUUCUUUGUCUUGAAUGGCUUUGUCUUGAAGAAGAAGAAGAAAUAAUAAUAGUAAUAAUAAUAAUAUGUAGAUGUUUUAACUUAUUUAUAUGAAGCCAGUGGUGUUACUUGAAGUAACUGUAAAAAAAAAAAGGAGGAGGGGGGAGACUACACACACACACACACAU